UCAAUCAGAAUCCUUGAAGACGCGAUCGUCGAAGAACUGCACACACUUCGAUUCGACUAGAGUGUGUACUAUAUAAGUAACUUCUACAAUUGCAUAACCCUCCUUUUGCUAAAACCCUUGACCCAUCCUCCCUCUCUCGAUCAAUUCUCAUUUCGCAGAGAAAGUGGAAUCAUGGCUUCAACCUUCAGCGCAACGUCUUCAAUGGGCUCAUCCUUAGCUCCUCCUGCGAGCAGAUUAUCAUCUCUCGUCUCAUCAAACUCUUUUGGAAAGAGUCAAGCUUUUGCUCAGAGGAAAGCGAGGUUCCCCAAGAUCUACGCGGCUAAGCAGUUGCAUUUCAAUAAAGACGGCACUGCCAUUAGGAAGCUUCAAGCUGGUGUGAACAAGCUCGCGGAUCUAGUUGGAGUCACUCUAGGUCCUAAAGGCAGGAACGUUGUUCUCGAGAGCAAGUACGGCUCUCCAAGAAUCGUUAACGACGGUGUUACAGUCGCUAGAGAGGUUGAGCUUGAGGAUCCAGUUGAGAACAUUGGUGCUAAGCUAGUGAGGCAAGCUGCUUCCAAGACCAAUGACUUAGCCGGUGACGGAACGACCACUUCCGUUGUUCUUGCGCAAGGUCUCAUCACUGAAGGUGUAAAGGUGGUGGCUGCUGGUGCAAACCCGGUGUUGAUCACCAGAGGAAUCGAGAAAACCACAAAAGCUCUUGUUGCCGAGUUAAAGAAGAUGUCAAAAGAGGUGGAAGAUAGUGAGCUUGCAGAUGUGGCAGCAGUUAGUGCAGGAAACAACUACGAAGUAGGCAACAUGAUUGCGGAAGCAAUGGCUAAAGUUGGACGCAAAGGUGUGGUCACUCUCGAAGAAGGCAAAAGCGCUGAGAACAGUCUCUACGUCGUUGAAGGGAUGCAGUUUGACCGUGGCUACAUUUCUCCUUACUUUGUCACUGACAGUGAGAAGAUGUGCGCAGAAUACGAGAACUGCAAGAUGUUUCUUGUUGACAAGAAAAUAACGAACGCUAGAGACAUUAUCAGUAUCCUGGAAGAUGCUAUCAAAGGUGGUUACCCGCUUCUGAUCAUUGCUGAAGAUAUCGAGCAAGAGGCGUUGGCGACUCUUGUUGUUAAUAAGCUUCGUGGUACUAUCAAAGUUGCUGCUCUGAAAGCUCCCGGAUUUGGAGAGAGGAAGAGUCAGUACCUUGAUGACAUUGCUGCUCUUACAGGAGCUACUGUGAUUAGGGAAGAAGUUGGACUACAGCUGGAGAAAGUUGGAGCAGAAGUUUUGGGUAAUGCUGGUAAAGUGGUUCUCACAAAAGACACUACGACCAUAGUUGGUGAUGGAAGUACUGAAGAGGUUGUGAAGAAGAGAGUUGAACAGAUCAAGAAUCUUAUCGAGGCUGCUGAGCAAGAUUAUGAGAAGGAAAAGCUUAAUGAGAGAAUCGCUAAAUUAUCAGGCGGUGUUGCUGUGAUUCAGGUUGGAGCACAAACUGAGACAGAGCUUAAGGAGAAGAAACUGAGAGUUGAAGAUGCUCUUAAUGCUACAAAGGCGGCUGUGGAAGAAGGUAUUGUUGUUGGAGGUGGAUGCACUCUGCUAAGACUUGCAUCCAAAGUGGAUGCUAUUAAAGAGAGUCUAGCAAAUGAUGAAGAAAAGGUUGGAGCUGACAUUGUUAAGAAAGCAUUGAGCUACCCAUUGAAGUUAAUCGCCAAGAAUGCUGGUGUUAAUGGCAGUGUUGUCAGCGAAAAGGUACUCUCUAGCGACGACCCAAAGCAUGGUUACAACGCUGCAACAGGCAAAUACGAAGAUCUGAUGGCUGCAGGAAUCAUUGAUCCAACCAAAGUUGUGAGAUGUUGCUUAGAGCAUGCUUCAUCAGUGGCUAAGACAUUCUUGAUGUCUGAUUGUGUGGUUGUGGAGAUCAAUGAGCCUGAAUCAGCAGCUCCUGCUGGUAACCCUAUGGGCAACUCAGGUUAUGGCUUCUAAGUUAUCAAUGAGAGAAUAGAGGAAGCAAAAGCUACGGCCAAGUUCUUUAGUUAUUAAAUCUGAAACGUCUUUGAACUGAUGUAAACAACUUCAUUUUCAAACUCAACAGUCGCAGAGUGGUGUGAUUCAUAUCUUUUAGUAGCCUUUUUGGGUUUGUUCACAAUCAGUUUUACAAACCUAAGGAGAAGAGUAUUAUUGAUUA
This is a messenger RNA of Brassica oleracea var. oleracea, 2161 nucleotides long. Its product is annotated as chaperonin 60 subunit beta 3, chloroplastic-like. The coding region runs from base 172 to 1959 and encodes 595 amino acids. Lineage: Eukaryota; Viridiplantae; Streptophyta; Magnoliopsida; Brassicales; Brassicaceae. Gene Ontology annotation, cellular component: chloroplast stroma; cytosolic ribosome. Gene Ontology annotation, molecular function: ATP binding; ATP-dependent protein folding chaperone. The record is from RefSeq and is a predicted model, not a curated record. The transcript is spliced from 14 exons. Gene Ontology annotation, biological process: protein refolding.